AAGAGAAUGAAAAUCUUCCUCACUUAACACGUUAAUAUUUAGGGUCAACCACACGAUGGUAUCAGUUAGUUUAGCCUUAUUAUCGCGUUUCUCUGCUCUUUUCUCGUCCCCUGCUCGAAUCUAGAUAAGGAAAAAAAUUUAGUUGACCUGGCAAUUCUUCGUCGUCGCUUAACAGGAUUAACAUUUCCUGGCGCCAUUUUAAGAUCGCAGUUAGCUAGCAUAAAAAUAUUCUUUUGAAUUUUUAAAACAUUAAGGAGCAAGAAUGCUAGUUAUUUGUUGCGGUUAUCAUCGAUCUAAACUUGAUUAAAUGAUCGUCGUCGUAUAUAUAUUUCAUGUUUUUAUAUGUAUUUGAAAUAUUUAUAUCUCUGCAAAAUAUUGUAUUAUCUCUGCAAAACAACAACACGCGCGGCGAGGGGAACGCAAUAUACCCGAAGGCCGGAAAAUUCAGCUCCGUCGUUUCAGUUACGAACGAUAACGAUGAAUACGACAGUCUGGAUGAUGAUACACAACGCAGACGACCAUUAUCUACUUUAUAUUGAUCAUCGCUCUCGGCAAACGGUGGCUGGCUGCCGCCGAGUACGAUAUAUCCACCCGGCUUACAAUACCUUAUGGAGCUUGAUUACCUUUCCGUGAACCAGAAAUUUGAGUUGCUUGAAGGUGAGCACUCGGCUUUAUUAAGAGACAAAAAUAAAAUGAUUCUUCUUUGCGAGCCUUUAACCGACACGGAGACUAUAAAUAGGUACACUGUUACGAACAUCCGCGGCGAACCUAUAUUUUAUGUGGUCAGAAAAUCGAACAUUUCUUGGCGAUUGAUCUUGAGCAACGACCAUUCCUACGAAUUCAACUUCUUCGAUCGAGAUCGGCGGGAGGUCCUGCAUAUGAUUAUUCGUUCCGUUAGAAUCGACAGUUGCUGCUGUCCCUGCUAUUUACCGGUUUUAGAGGUUUAUUCAGGAAACACUCUGCUAGGCAGCGUUACUGAAGAAUGGAGUGUCUGGCGACAGAAACUCUAUAUUCGCAAUACAUCCGGCCAACCGGUGUUAAUGAUAAGACCAAUUAUCCAUUUCUCUCUUCAUGUAGAUUUUGAGGUCAAAUCCAUAGAUGGACAGCAUCUCGUCGGUAAGAUCCAGCACGAACAGAGCGGUUUUUUUACCAUUUCCAAUAUGUUUGGCAUUAAUUUCCCGCGCGAUCUCGACGUAAAUAUAAAGGCCGUGCUACUAGGAGCAUGUUUUCUUAUAGACUUCAUGUAUUUAAAAAAGCGGAGAUAGUCAAUUUGUUUUAAUAUUUAAGAGAAAAAUAAAACGCAAACUGUGUGUGCUUAUAUAAGCUUAUAUUUAUACUGUAAAAGACAUUUUACGCGCAAUGAAAAUAAAAACAAGCAUAAAUACGCGCACUCACGACAAAAUCUUACCAAUCGUGAGCUGUGAGAUAAGCUGCAUACAUAUAUAUCGCUAUUCUAUUUUUUAAGCAAUUUACAAAUAGUAAGGUAUGUUACUUUUUAUAUAUAUAACGGGAAUAUAUAAAUAUAUUAAACGCCGAUUUACACUCGUGAAAAUGUGAUCAAACUUACGUUCGUUACCUAAAGCAUAAAGUUAGAUUUCGAGAAGCUCUCUAUUUUUUGUAAACUCUAUUUUUGAUAAUAAUCUAUGUCUCCAUU
Molecule: messenger RNA, 1654 nt
Organism: Formica exsecta
Lineage: Eukaryota; Metazoa; Arthropoda; Insecta; Hymenoptera; Formicidae
Product: phospholipid scramblase 1-like
Exons: 6
Coding region: 609-1265 (218 amino acids)
Biological process (GO): plasma membrane phospholipid scrambling
Cellular component (GO): plasma membrane
Molecular function (GO): phospholipid scramblase activity
Source: RefSeq, a predicted model, not a curated record